UGGAAAGUGUGCGUUACAGGUGAUCACAGCCCAUUGUGAGUGGUAAAGGCUCUCUCUCUGUUCCACCACCGGAGAUGAAGAAGAUAUAGAGCCGACGAGCUUGUUGAGUAAAAAAACAGUUUUUAUCGUCGGAUAUCUCUCUCUCUCUCUCAACCAAAUUCGAAAACAAAAACACACACGAGUCUGAUAUGUCUGACGCGCGAGAUGUUGACGACCGUGUGGAUUUCGAGGAAGGGAGCUACAGUGAUAUGGAGGAUGAAGUGGAGGAGGAGCAAGUAGAGGAGUUUGUUGAGGAAGAAGAAGACGAUGAAGACGAUGAUGAUGAUGAUGAUGAAGAAGAAGGUGGUGGCAGUCAAGAACGUGAAGUGGAGGAUUAUGGUGGUGAGAGGAAAGGAGGGGGUAGGGAGGAGUUAGCUGAAGAUGAUGACGAUAAUCAUAUUGAUAUCGAGACGGCUGAAGAUGAUGAUGAUAACCAUAUCGAUAUCGAGACGGCUGAAGAUGAGGAGAAACCAGCGUCUCCUAUUGAUGAAGACGAAAGGGAGAAGUACUCUCAUCUUCUCUCACUUCCUCCUCAUGGCUCUGAAGUGUUCAUUGGCGGCUUACCAAGAGAUGUUGGAGAAGAGGACCUGAGGGAUCUAUGUGAAGCAAUAGGCGAGAUCUUUGAGGUGAGAGUGAUGAAAGAUAGGGACUCUGGUGAGAGCAAAGGUUAUGCUUUUGUAGGGUUCAGAACCAAAGACGUUGCACAAAAGGCCAUUGAGGAGUUGCACAGUAAAGAGUUUAAGGGGAAAACCAUAAGGUGCUCCCUUUCUGAAACUAAGAAUAGAUUGUUUAUUGGUAACAUCCCAAAGAACUGGACUGAGGAUGAGUUUAGGAAAGUCAUAGAGGAGGUUGGUCCUGGAGUGGAGAACAUCGAGCUCAUAAAAGACCCAACAAACUCCACUCGUAACCGUGGUUUUGCGUUUGUGUUAUACUAUAACAAUGCAUGUGCUGACUAUUCAAGGCAGAAGAUGAUUGAUUCUAACUUUAAGCUUGAGGAUAACGCUCCAACUGUGACUUGGGCUGACCCCAAAAGCUCUCCUGAGAAUUCAGCUGCUGCUGCUCAGGUGAAAGCUCUUUAUGUGAAGAACAUUCCAGAGAACACCUCAACGGAGCAACUGAAAGAACUCUUUCAGAGGCAUGGGGAAGUGACUAAGAUCGUCACACCUCCUGGAAAGGGUGGAAAGCGUGAUUUUGGUUUCGUUCACUAUGCUGAAAGGUCGAGUGCAUUGAAGGCUGUUAAAGACUCCGAGAGAUAUGAAAUCAACGGUCAACCGCUAGAAGUUGUGCUUGCUAAACCCCAAGCUGAGAGGAAACAUGACUCUUCUUAUACUUAUGGCGCUGCACCUGCACCUGCUCCCUUUGCGCUCCCCACGUUUGGUGGUUUUGCUGCGCCUGCUUAUGGUGCUAUGGGCUCUGGUUUGGGUAUUGCCGGUAGCUUUAGUCAGCCAAUGAUCUAUGGUAGAGGAUCAAUGCCAACAGGGAUGCAAAUGGUUCCAAUGCUUCUUCCUGAUGGCCGAGUUGGCUAUGUUCUGCAGCAGCCCGGUAUGCAGAUGGCACCACCACCACCACAGCGACCCAGAAGAGGUGACCGGAAUAAUGGCUCAAGCAGAGGGUCAGGGAGAGAGAACAGUGAUGAUCAUGAUGGUAGCCGAGGAGGAGGCCGAAGGUACAGGCCCUACUAGCAGCAAGCCCAGCUAAUAGACAAAAGAAGCAAGUAGAAAAAAAAGAAGAGAACGCUGUAUUGGAUGUGUCUGUUUGUAGUUUGUUUCUUUGUGUUAUAAAAAUGUGAAAUCGAAAACUUACGGUUUCUAGUUUGAUAAGGAGACUUGGUGAGGGGGUUAGGGUUGAGUGGUAUGAUCUUAUUUCUCUUAAAUUAUGAGACUUUAAAUAAUA
Brassica oleracea var. oleracea is the source of this 1932-nucleotide messenger RNA. Its product is annotated as nucleolin-like. Gene Ontology annotation, molecular function: mRNA binding. Lineage: Eukaryota; Viridiplantae; Streptophyta; Magnoliopsida; Brassicales; Brassicaceae. Gene Ontology annotation, cellular component: nucleus. The record is from RefSeq and is a predicted model, not a curated record. The transcript is spliced from 9 exons. The coding region runs from base 189 to 1721 and encodes 510 amino acids.